UAAGGCCGGACAACGCGCGGAGCGAUAUUUUCGGGUUUUGAGAAAUCCCACGUUUAGCGUGAGAUAUUUCUUAUAUUUUUCGUCAUAAUUUCGUGUGGAGCGUAGCGGUAGUCGAUAGUUUUCCUCGGGGAUUUCGCGUGGACUGACCUGUGGAAAAGGUGGCGGUUGGAUAAUUUUCGCCUACUCCGUUUCCGUGAGAAAGAAGAAAAAACACACAAAUUGUAAAGCCGCUUCUGAGUGACGAGGAUAAUUCGGAUUUGUUUCCAUGGUGAUGGUGAUAAUGGGAUUUUCCAUCCGAGUAGGCGAGGUGCUUGAAAACACGAAUGCAUUCAUGGCAUACUAAUUUCCUAGUGCUCCGUGCCGUGGUCGAAAAAGUGUCAAGCACGUUACCCAGGAAAAUCGUGGUGAGGAAUCUAACACAGCGCCCUUAGGCAUCGCCUCCUAUGCUGGAGAGAACUUUUCAGGUGUUUUCCGGCGAAGUUGGGGUGAAUAAAUAAAAAAAAAUCUCAUACCUUGUCAGCGGAGAAGAUUUUGCCGGGAAAACUUUGCUGAAGUGUCAUCAGUUCUGGAAUUCGGUAAAAUUGUGAUCUCCAUUCUACGGCAAGGGCUUCCAGCUGGAUGAUACGUGCAACUGGUGCCGGUGGCGAAUUAUGAGCCGAGGAAGAAGAAUGGCUUUUGCAAUGUAAACGAAAGAUGUUUGCUGAUGGAAAAGUAUUUUCGAAGAAAAAUGUUUUCGUGAGCGAGCGCCGGUGGUGGUGAUUAGUAUAAAAGUGUAUGGCGAGUUUUGAGCAUCGGGUCUCUUAGUGUGAGAAAUAGUCAAUAUCCAUUUAGAAAACUUCAUGAGCAAGUAUUUGAUUUGCUCUCGUUUUGUUCAUCCAUCGAUGUGGUGGUCGCGAUUCCAAAAAUAACAUUCGAAAUAUACACAGAUCGGUUUUCGGUAAAAUCCGCUGCGAACGCGGUUUUCCCGACUUUAUAUCGGGAGAAGAAGGGGAAUACCGAUUUAUGAGUAAACGUGUAUGAAGCUGCGCUUGGAGAAACGAGAGAAACGACAAGUACUCACCUUUUUGUUUGUUUUGCCUGGGUGUUUUCAUUUCAAAUAAACGAGUUAAUUAGCGGUUGAUUAACAGCCAGCUAUCAAAAUCAGAUUGCAAACAAACACCUCUAACAGGCAGCAGGCAGAUACAUCUGUAAAAUUGGCUCCAGCCUUCAAAGCGUACGGCCGCCAUCAAGAAGGACAAUGUCGACUCGCCGUGCAGGACCUCCUCAAGGCCCACCGAUGCCAGCCCAGCUUCCGGUUCCGUACGAGAACGAGAAGAAGCAGCGCAGCAAAUGCAUGUCCUUCGUGUGCUUUAUGUGGAAGCUGUUUACAUGCAUUUUCUCCCACGUGACUUUGGUGGCCAUGGUGGUCGCAUACUGCUUUCUGGGCGCCUUCACCUUCGAACACUUGGAAGCCGAAAACGAGCGAAACGUGAAGAAAGGCAUCAGUUCGAUUCGAGUCAACCUAACGGAUGCAAUUUGGAAAAUGACCAAUGACAAACCGGUUCUUCAUCAUCAUAACUGGACGGAAGCCGCCAUCAUCCAUCUUCAGUCCUUUGAGAAAGAAAUUCUGACUGCGAUGAAAAAGGAUGGCUGGGAUGGAAUUGAAGACGUCGACCAAAUCCAAUGGACGUUUUUCGGAGCUCUGUUCUAUUCAAUUAUUGUCAUCACCACAAUAGGUUAUGGACACAUUGCACCGAAGACGCAUAUGGGUAAAAUAUCGACGAUAUUUUACGCCAUCCUGGGAAUCCCUUUGAUGCUGCUUUGUCUGUCCAAUAUAGGUGAUAUUAUGGCCAGCUCGUUCAGGUUCCUCUACUGGCGGGUUUGCUGCUAUGUGUGCACCCGGGAACCGAAACGAUCCAAUUCCCGCCGCAGUCGGAGUGGCCGGGGCACCGUUCGACAAGGACGAAGCUCGAUGCGUUCACAGCCAGGGCAAGGCUCCAGCAUCCGGCGGUCGGUUCGGAACUCUCAACGGUCGGCCGAUUCUGGUUUCGAUCCCUUCUACGAACCUGGAAUGGCCCACGCGUACUCUGAUACGGACUGCAGGUAUAACGAUGGCAUUUACUAUCCGGACGCUGACCGAGGCAUGCACCGAUCUAUGAAUGUUCCUCCACCGCAUUAUUCUAGCCAGAAUGUGGCGGGAGGUCGGGGCGGCGACCGAUUCCGAGAUCCGAGGGCACAAAUGGACCGGGAGCGCGUUUAUAUGGACCAAAUGGAUGGUUAUGGUGAUGAGGAAUUUUUGUCCACUCCCCAACAAAUGAAGCGCCAUAUGCGAGCUGAAUCGAUUGGACGAGAUAUGGGUCAUAACAGGGGAUCGCAAAAUUCGCGAAAUUCCGAUGGCAAUUACCCGGGAGGCUAUAGGAAUAGCAUGCAAAAAUCACCAGUUUUCUCAGCAGCUGCAAACAGGGCACAAUCGUUGGACCGCCGCAUGUUCCGCCGUGAUCCACAAAUGGUUGACUUUGACGAAGAGGUUGGUCCCGGUAAGACACCCAUUCUGUGUAACAAAUAUGCCCUGGAGGAGAUGGAAGAAAGGAGCAGUCCCGGUGGGCCACGUGGCGGAACAGGAAAUGACCGCCGAUCACCGAUUAACCCUCGCAGUCAAUCAAUGCCUCGCCAAUCACGAUACGGAGACCGUUUGAUGCCGGACCGAAUGCCUUACUAUAACGAGGAAAACGAAAUGGCAAUGCAAGCCGCUCGGAAGCAACCGCCGCCCCAUCCGGCCGUGGGAAGAAGACGUGAAAUGCGCCCUGUGCCAUCGCCAUCACCACGCAUAAUGUCUCCCAUGGGAUUUGCGGUCCACCGACAAGCGCGUCAUCUCCAGAACGUAAUCGAUGACAGUUCACUGUAUGACGAAGACUGGGACAUCCGCAGCGGGGAGUUGCCGCCCUCUUCCAUCGUCCGCCCGGUGCCCAUCUGGCUGUGCGUCUUUCUAGUUGUCAGCUACAUCAUUGCCGGGGCUUUCAUGUUCUCCAAAUGGGAAGAGUGGUCUUUCCUCGAUUCGGCUUAUUUCUGUUUCAUCACACUAACCACCAUCGGAUUCGGCGAUUUCGUCCCGGCGCAAGGAGUGAAAAACGAUUCGGAAAUUUCCAUCGCCCUGUGUUCGCUGUAUUUGCUCUUCGGUAUCGCACUGCUGGCUAUGAGCUUCAACCUGGUGCAGGAAGAAGUUAUCUCCAACGUGAAAAGCGUGGCUCGAAGGCUUGGCAUUCUCAAGGAGGAAGAGGUGGACGAUUGAAAAACUUCCUUGAUUCUACCUUUUAUUUUUUCUGCGUGAGCGGAGGCCAAUCCAACCAGGUCUGCGAGGGACUUGACUACGGAAGACAGCUUAAGAAAGUGUUUUCUUUUAUCUUUCCUCGCGGCAUUUGUUUGUUUGAUUCGACUUUCAGUAUGGUUUUAUAUAUUUUCCGACUAUGAACAUUUAUUUUGAUAAUUUAGAUAACAAAAAGUGCAG
Molecule: messenger RNA, 3484 nt
Organism: Aedes aegypti (yellow fever mosquito)
Lineage: Eukaryota; Metazoa; Arthropoda; Insecta; Diptera; Culicidae
Gene: galene
Exons: 11
Coding region: 1238-3268 (676 amino acids)
Biological process (GO): stabilization of membrane potential; potassium ion transmembrane transport
Cellular component (GO): membrane
Molecular function (GO): potassium ion leak channel activity
Source: RefSeq, a predicted model, not a curated record